This is a messenger RNA of Orbilia oligospora ATCC 24927, 1341 nucleotides long. RefSeq lists its product as uncharacterized. Bases 1 to 1341 code for a protein of 446 amino acids. NCBI's taxonomy places the organism in Eukaryota, Fungi, Ascomycota, Orbiliomycetes, Orbiliales, Orbiliaceae. The record is from RefSeq and is a predicted model, not a curated record. The transcript has 3 exons.
AUGUGCGAUCUUCUUGAUAAGUAUGGGAUCUAUAAUCAAUUUCUCCCAAAUACAUCAGGGGUUUCCAUCUCCAACGCAACUGUCCGUGGAUAUUCAUCAAAUUCAUAUAUUUCAGGUGUUCCCGCUCUUGGUAGAUUUGAGUUAGGGAGUCUCCAAAUAGAAGAAUUUACGUUUGUAGCGGCGGAAACCUAUUCCGACAUCCCAGAGCUCGGACUUGGUGUGCGGUCUUUAGACCCCAUAGUAUUGGGGCAGGACAGUGUAAUCCCGCGCUUCGGGCUUUUAGCGGCUAUCUGGAGGCAGGAGUUGAUUGAGGUAAUGGGGUUAGGUCUGAGCUAUGAUGCAUACGUGAGCUCAGAUAUAAACCUGAGUCAGAUAACCCUUGGUGCUGUGAAUACGCAAAAAUACGACCAUCCUAUGAGAACGUAUACAUGGCCAACCAGGGAUGGCGUGGGAGGACUUGCUACUCGAAAAGUUACAUUGUCUACCGGAAACAUCUCAUCAUUAUCGCUCACUAAUCCGAAAACGGUCAUUAUACUAGAAGAACCAAACAUUCUAGUCCCUAGAAUUUAUCGAGAUUCUCUUUUAAAAGCUAUGGAUGCGUACGAAGGCUCGACUGGAAACUUUUAUGUCGACUGCAACGCCGCUGAAAACUUGGAUUUUUCACUUAACUUUGAAUUUGAUGGAAUAAACAUAACUCUUACAGCGAAGGACUUAAUAGGUAAAGUUCAAGAAGCAAAUGAGCCGCAGUGUAGAGUUUUUCUGGGUAGCUCGGAAUCUCCUGCAAAACUUUACAGCAGGGCUUCGGCGACCUUGUUUUUGGGAAUCCCGUUCCUGAGAGUCGCGUAUGUGUGGUUGGAUUAUCAAAAUAAUCAAACCAGUUUGGCAAAGGCAAGGCAGAGAGUUACAACGAAUAGCUAUGUAAAAAUCAACAAAGAUGGAAUUGUAGCUACUCUAGGAGAGCAGGAUGAUACUCCACCCGAAAUGGAGGAGCCAUAUCUUCCAAGCGAUAAUAACAAGACCGAAACUAAUAAAUCACCUGUAGCAGCUAUUGUGGGGGGGUCGGUGGGUGGGAUUAUUGUUUUAGGGAUAAUUGUAUGCUUAAUAUUUUGGAAAAGGAAGCGGGAUAUCCCCAGGUUGCAGCCUCCGGAUCCUCCAAUCGGAGAAUUGGAAGGAUACCAGAGGUAUGAAAUGGCUGCGCCUCAGGGCCGAUUCGAGCUCGUUGGAAGUGAGGUAUAUCCUAAGGAGUUACCCGCGGAUCGUGGUCCUGUGGAAUUACCUGUUCGGCGAGCACCCACAGAAUUUGUAGAGCGUAUGAAUGAUCCAGAUAACCGCGAUUCAUAG